UUGAUCCUCCACAGCUUCCGUUCACGGUACCCUUUCCCCUUUCCUUUCCCUUACUGGGUACCUUCUUUAACUUUUGUUUUAAGUUUUACGUUAGUACCCUGUGCCUUCUUGUCCGUUUCGCAUCCUUUCUUUUUUUUCUGUAGUGUUCGUUGGCAAUAUGUUCACGACCACUGGGUCGAGGGGAAUGUAUAAAGCCCCUCUCUCGAAAAGCCUGCUGCUGGUCCCCACUGCCCUGACGGUGCUGCUUACACUGCUCCUGCCCCAGUAUCAAAGCCUGUUUGAGUACAACCUACAAGCAGUGAAGGAAGAAUAUCAGAUCUGGAGGUUGCUCAGUGGAAGAAUAAUCUGCUUGGACCUAAAGGACACGUUCUGCAGUGGGUUGCUUAUCUACAACUUUCGCAUCUUCGAGAGGAGGUUUGGCUCACGCAAGUUUGCGUCCUUUCUGUUGGGGACGUGGGCUCUCGGUGCUGCUGUGGACAUCCUGUUGGCUGAAGCCCUUCAUUUCCUGUUUGAGAUGCAGGUGGAGAUGCUGCCCGCGGGUCUUCUGAGUCCGGUCUUUGCCCUCUUUGUGCCUUUCUUCUGCUCCAUCCCGCGGGUGCCCGUCACCCAGCUGCUGGGCCAGAUCUCCGUCACAAACAAGUCCCUCGUCUACAUCGUGGGCCUUCAGCUGCUCACAUCCAGCUCAUUUAUGUGGGUGAUCGCUCUCAGUGGCCUGGUGUCUGGCGUGCUGUACCACUGUAACGUCCUGUGGAUGCAGCGGCUGCUCCAGGUGCCCGCCUGGCUGGGUCGCGUGGGCGCCCUCCUCCUGGAGCCGCUGCUGGAGGGCAGCGAGCCCACACAGGAGGCCCCCGUGGGCAUGGGCGCCACGCUGGACGUCCAGCGGCAGCAGCGCAUGGAUCUGCUGGACCAGCAGCUGCUGCUCUCGCAGCUCGCUCAGGUGCGGAGGAAUGCCCAACAGCCCCAGGCUGGUCUGCUCAACUGGGGCUGGCUCUUCCCCACACUCCGGCAGAGAGGGCGCAAUGCCACUCCCGCUGUUGCCGUCGCCCAGGCCAGACGUCCCGGGCCCUCCCCUCCCCCUGAGAACAGCCCUGUCGCUGAGGAACAGGUUGCCAGGUUAAUGGAGAUGGGCUUCUCCAGGGUGGACGCCCAGGAGGCCUUGCGAGCAUCCAACAACGACAUCAACAUGGCAACCAACUUCCUGCUCCAGCACUGAGGGACUCUGGGUAAGGAAGGGAAAGAAGGAAGAAUGAGUGGAAGAGCGGACACAGAGAAGUGGAAAAAGGAGACGUGACGGGCCCUCUGUCCAGUGGAGGACACUGAGGUAAGGGGAAGCGAGGAGCAGCCUCAAGUGAGAUUUUUAAACCUGCCGAGAGACGGAGGCCCAUGGAGAAGCCCUGCUGGGACACGGAGCCUCUGCCUCCGCCAAAGACCAGGCUGCGCUCACUGUUGCCACCUACUGGAUGCUGGAGGGAGAGUCCAAGCCGAGGGGAGACGAGGGGGGAACUGAGAAAGCACUGUCUCAGGGCUUGUGUUGUCUUACGUCAUCUGUCUCUCUCUCUCUCUCUCUCACUCUCUCUCUGCCGUGCAAACUGCUCAUUCUCGGCUCAUUGUCUCAGACACCCAGCUAAUAUAGUGGUAGAUUGGAUACUGAUGCAUCCGUUUAAAGACUGAUUUAUUUUCUUUUAUUAGUACAAAAACGGACAUUUACAGAAGAAGCUUUUUGGAGAACAUUGUAAUGAAGCUGGUGGUAUGUUGAUAUUUUUUGUCCUUUUUGAAGAAAUUGAAAGUCUUGUGUUUUCUCAGAUGAACAGCUGUCGCAGGUCAACAUGAACUCAAUCACCUGUGUGUAGAGACGCAAGUGUGUAUAUUUUGUGUAAUUAUGUAUAUAGGAAAUUAACUCUGCACAGAGUAUUUGAGAAUUUGGUUGAUUUUUACAGCCUCUGCCUCUUGCUACAUCAGGGAGCACUAUGCUUCACUGUACAUCAUAUGAAUUCAUUUCACUGUGGAAUUUAAAAUCAUGGUAAUGAUUGUAUUUUGACUAAUCCGAUGACCUGCCCAACACUAUUAAGACUCGUGCUCUCUGUUGAUUUGAUUGGUCAACACUAAGUUAUUCUAUUAUUUUAUUGACUUGAUUCGAAGCUAGAAAUCAUGGUAGAUCAUGGACAUCUGUUAGUAUUGUGUACCUAACCAAAGUGUCCCCUCUUUUUCCAUCUAUCUAAACACCAUCACUUGCGUGAUCAAGCCAGUGAGUUGAGGUGUUAAAGAGCAUCUUUUCCCCCUUUCAUGUGUGUGCAACUGCAACAGUUGGGUGUUAUUUUUCUUCCUCUCUUCUUCUUCAUAAUGAACAAGCCUGACAGCAGAGGCGGAGAGCUACGCUACGCUACGCUACUGUGCUGCGCAGCAGAUGGGUGGUGUGAUUAUCAGACGCUGUAGCUGUGCGCUCUCACUCUGAGAGAUCUAUUAUGCAAAGCUCCCACUCUAAAUGGCUAUGGGCUGGGUCUAAACGUCAGGGGCUACAAAAAGAAAAAAAAAUGUCCAAUUAAAACCUACCUCUCAUCUAAA
This is a messenger RNA of Alosa alosa (allis shad), 2562 nucleotides long. RefSeq names its product UBA domain containing 2 (gene ubac2). The transcript has 9 exons. The coding region runs from base 158 to 1213 and encodes 351 amino acids. The record is from RefSeq and is a predicted model, not a curated record. Gene Ontology annotation, molecular function: serine-type endopeptidase activity; protein binding. Lineage: Eukaryota; Metazoa; Chordata; Actinopteri; Clupeiformes; Clupeidae.